GAUGGGUGUUAUCAAAGAGACUUCCUACAUACACUACGGAGGGACGGACGAACAGUCGACAAACAACAAUGCUAGCACUGCGCAGGAGAAGCCGUUUCGCAUCGCGGAAACGGUCGAAGCGUUCCAAUCGCGCGAUAAAGCGGAUUUAGUCCCGGACGAUAGAAAGUUGUCUCCACAAAAAGCUGUCCAGUAUCGCAAGUUCACCUUGGUGCUGACUGCUAUUUCUCUGCUGAUAACCUUGGUGCUUGGCAUCACCAGUCUCAUUUUAUCUGUUGCCGACAACAGUGAUGCCGCUUUUGCAUUUGCAUUGGAUUGCCUGCUGGACUUUCUCUCUUCCAUGGUGGUGCUCUGGCGGUUUUUUGGGAAGGUGGGAAACUUGUACUCCCAGCACAGGGAAAAACUGGCCUGCAUACUGCUAAGUUUGCUGUUCAUGAUCUCUGCUGUGUGCGUAUCCGUGAAGGCUGUAUAUAAUCUACUCGAGCACAAGGCGCCUGAGAAGCACUUGUCAAUUUUCCCGCUGUUCCUCGGCAACACGAUCGCUUGCGCGCUCCUCGCUGUUGGCAAGUACUACUUCGGCUUCCAACUGGAGAGUCGGGCUCUCCUCACAGACGCGUUCAAUUCGCUGAUCGGCACGUUGAUGGGAGCCGUCGUCAUGGUGAGCGUGAAGGUGUACGACGUCAACCCGGACAUAUGGUUUCUGGAUUCUUCGGCCAGCGUCUUCUUUUCUGGGGUGCUCUUCCUGUACGGACUGUGGUUGCUCUAUCAUUCCGUGACUGAGCAAUGAUGAAUUCCUGCAGCGUGGUAGGUGACAUGAUACCUGUCAACGAAUUCAAUUUGGCCACUAAGCACGAAUCGUCAACACCAACUAGUAUGGCAAUAUAUUAAUAUAACUUUGGAGGGCUUAUUUUAUGUAGUAUGAGAGCAUUGCAUGGUACAGUGUCUUGGUAAAGCUGAAAAAUGUUGGUGGAUGUAGAGUGAGCACACGUGGAUUCAAGCAGGGCUUUACAGUUGCGUGUCUCUAUAUGCUGUUUAUAAACGAAUCUUCGUCUUGGCUUUGUCCAUAUAGAUAAUUUUGUAUUAGCCAAGAUUUCAAUCGAAGUUUCUGCUUUCCACUCAUUACGAGUUUACUAUUAUGUGGGAAUACGAAAUUUUUUUUUUUUCUGAAAGUGAAAGAGAGGGAGAGGGAACGAAAGAGAGAUAGAUAGAUAGAGAGAGCAAGAUCGAUAGAUGUUUAUCGCACAUAUCGGACGACGUUCAGUGCAGCUAUGACACGGUAUUUGUGAUCCCGGGGGCUCAAAAGGGUUAUUUGCUCUAUCGUAUGUUCAACGAGUAAUAACAUGCAUGCAUUUAUUUUCUGUAAUGAUGUGAACCUUUUUUAAGUGCCUUAUACAUUUACUUCUCAAUAUAUAUAUAUAUAUAUACGUUAACUUAUAAAAUUGUUAAGGGUGUGGACAAAGUUGUGUGCUUACAUUCGUAAUGACGUUUUUUUUCACAUUGAACAGAUAUUUAUUAGAUAAUGUUUUUCUGUGGUAUAGAGGUGACUGCUACCGUCCUGUGCCUUUGCUGGUGUUAAGAACACUGGUGCUUGUUUAGCAAUUUGUGCCAUUAAUUUGUAAAUUUUUGUGAUAAUAUGAAAGGCAGUUGUUCUACGUGGUUAUUAGCGUAACGUUACUAAUCAUUGUCGUUCCCCGCAAUAAUAUUGUAAAUAUAUAUAAUACGUGCAAUACAUCUUUAUAUCGUAUUUUUCAAGUGUAAAUGUAUCAAUAUAUUUGGCUUCCGUAUGUUCAUGCGGAGUUAUUUAUAAUCAACAUAUAUAUGGCGUGACCGUUAAAUGUCUGUGUAGACGAUAAAUGAACUGGUCCAGUGAUUAGUGAUUGUGACUCCUUCCCGACAGUUAUGUGAAAAUUUGUUUGAACAUGCAUGUUGGUGUAGGCUUUCCUCUGAACUUUUUUUUCUCCAAAUAUUCUUGAUGUGUACGGCGUUGCUGUGUUACAGUUGUUGUUGUUAUUUAGACCAUUUGCACUGUUCGACCAAUUCAAAUUAAGUUUGGAAAGUUUUGGUGGAUUUUGUGCAAUAAAUGUCAGUGUGAAAAACUUA
This is a messenger RNA of Priapulus caudatus, 2097 nucleotides long. RefSeq names its product transmembrane protein 163-like. The record is from RefSeq and is a predicted model, not a curated record. The transcript is spliced from 8 exons. NCBI's taxonomy places the organism in Eukaryota, Metazoa, Priapulida, Priapulimorpha, Priapulimorphida, Priapulidae. The coding region runs from base 2 to 784 and encodes 260 amino acids. Gene Ontology annotation, cellular component: membrane.